Musa acuminata subsp. malaccensis (wild Malaysian banana) is the source of this 849-nucleotide messenger RNA. RefSeq lists its product as uncharacterized. The record is from RefSeq and is a predicted model, not a curated record. Lineage: Eukaryota; Viridiplantae; Streptophyta; Magnoliopsida; Zingiberales; Musaceae.
AUGGUGAAGCUCGCUUCAGCCCGGGAGAGCAGGCUGUACGGUCCGCACUCGGUCGAGAACCGGUGGGAAUACAUCAACGCCGGCCUCCACGUCUUCGCCGCCGCCCUGCUCACCGCCGGCUUCUCCGCCGAGCUCCCUGGUCGCAGCAACGAUGAGGUGGACCUGGCUGUCAUCCUCGUGGCCUUGGCCCUCCUGGCCGUGGUGAACGCGCACGACCUCGUCGCCCACAUGGCCGGCAUCGACUACCAGUUCGGCCUCUUCGGGUACGACCUCCAGUUGGGGCUCGUCGAGCUCGCCGUCCCCCUGCUUCAGAUGCUCGGAUCCAUUGUCACCUUCACUGGGAUUCUUUUUCUCUUCAUUCAGGAAGAGAAGGGCUUCGAUUACAAGAUGGAGAAGGACGCUGUCAACAUGCUGAUCGCAGGGCCUCUGUUGUGGGUGAUCGGCUCCAUCCACAACGCGUGCCAGAUCUACGAACGAGCCGAUGGCGACACGCAGAUUCUCCAAUCCGGCGUCUACGUGCCUUUCCUCAUGGGCAGCUUGUUGUUCUUCGUCGCCGGCAUCUUCAAUCGCCAAGAUCUUCGCGGCUCGACACAUCAGGAAGCAAGGAUCACGGCAAUUAGCUGGGCCUGGUUAUCCACCUUCGGGGGCUUGCUGUUCUUGGUAGGAGGACUGACGAAUGUGGCGAAGGUGUUCAAGAUGCAGCAGAGAGAUGGGCUGAGGUUGGAGAAGCUUCGAGGUAGUGCGCAGGAAAGAUUGUUUAGGGACAGGGAAGGCAGGUUCCCCAUCUUGGAGAACAGCAGGAGGAGGCCGGGUGAGGAGGCCAGCACGGCUGCAGCUCCGAGAGGAUGA